AUGGAAACAGCGAUAUUAUCAUGCAGGUGUAUCGACAGCCAACCGCCGUCCAGCGUGGAGGCGUUGCAGUUCAGCCCGGACGGUCGAUGGCUGGCAGUCGGCCGAUCGAGCGGCAUAGUUGAAGUGUUUAGUUCCGUCAGUCGUCACGUGAAGCUGAGGCUUUCAACUGCUUCUUGCAGCUCUGUACGGAAUAUUAUAUGGCUGCCGUUGACGCUGGGGGCCGCCGCCUCUUCAGCGGUUUCUGAGGCAGGCGGCGCCACUACAGACCAUACAGACCUCAACGAGGUCACCAGCACUUCCCUUUUUGAAUGGCGGCUCAUAACCACUGGACUUCAUGGUGUAAUUACAUCGUGGAACCUCCGCACAUGCCGUGUACAGGCCGAGUGCCCUUCCAAUGGCGGGGCUGUGUUCUGCCUCUGUCGCUGCCCCCCCGAAAUGGGAUCUCCAGCUUUCGCUGCUGCAUGCGAUGACGGCCGCGUUCGACUCCUCCACGUCUCGGGGGCUGCAGACAGGGCCUGCCGCGAGCGCAGUGAAGACCCGUAUGUGGGGAUGUUGUCAAGCGACAACGAGACAGCGGAGGAGAUUCAUGUUACACACACGCUCCCCAAAACCAAAAGCCGUCUGCUGUCAGUGUGUUGGUAUUCACAAGAUUUAAUUUUCGCUGGAAAUGCCUCUUCAUGUAUUCUGCGGUUUUCACGUGGGGGGCCGCAGAGCGCCUUCGUUGCGGACGGCCAGAUGGCGCUGGAGAACAAAUCCUUAACAGGAGACAGAACAGAGAGCAACAGUACCCUCGUCUGGAACCUGAGGGCGCUGCGCCGCCGCUCGUUGCUGCUGAGCGGCGACAGCAGGGGCCGUAUAACUCUGUGGAGUUUGCCCACUUGUGUGGCGCUGCAAACUUUGCAUGUUCACGUUGCUGACAUACUGGACAUCCAGUUGAUGGUGUGUAUAGACAGCCUCAUCGCGGAUACGAAUCAGAGCGACGCGCAAACUGUCAGAAGAAAAGAAGAAGUUGUUCUCUCCGUUGGGGUUGACGGAAAGCUCUCUGCAAUAAGCAGAACGGAGGGUGAUCGCUGGGUUGUUCGUGCGUGUCGCUAUCCGCACUUGUGCGACAGUCAAGCGGUUGCCUGUCUGCCUAGAGUGCCUGGGGGCCCUGAUGGCUCUUUGAUUGUCACUGGGGCUGCAGACGGCAGCAUCAAAUGGAUGCGAAACCUCACGGAGCACAUCGAAGAUGGAGCGCUGAACGGCAGCAUCAGUGGAGCCGAGAAGAACGGAUCAGCAGAGUCCCCUCAGUCCCCUUUGAUUAAACUUGCGAGAAUAACGCUGCAAAAGCAGUCAAAAAUAAACUGCUGCGAUGCCGCCAGAGACGGACAGUUGCUCGCCGUGGGAAGCAACGACGGGCUGCAUCUUUUUGCCUUUCAUGUCAAAGAGUUGGAGAUUCAGGAUUUGCAGUGUCUUGGCGCUUGCCGAAUAAAGGAGAUGGUGACGGCUUUACAGUUUGUUUCUCGGAGUGUUCUUGCGUGUUGUUUCUUUUCGAACAAACGCCGCAAAGCGACAAACUACCGCCGCCUACGCGGCGCUGGCCCGGCCGCUGGCUCUGCCUCGGCGGGAGAAGGAAUGGGGGGUGGCGUUGAUGAGAAAACACAAAAAGGCAGAGGAAAAACAGAAGACGAGAGUUGUUGCUCCGCUACUUCAAAGAAGUGGAUCUGCAAAGAGGUACCCUGUCUACGGGAGGCUGAAACGCUGCCCGAUCGCUUGGGGGAAACCGACGGCAGUUUUUAUAUUUCUUUCGUCAAAGUUUCAACUGGAGUGGAGCUCGCGUCUGUCAGAGACCUGCCUUUCCCGGUUAUUCACAUGGAUUUGAGCCCCGACGGGAAGAAGCUGGGGUGCCUGAACAGCAACAGUUCAAUAUUUGUGUUUGACGUUGACUCCUUUGAGUUGAUAUACUUUUUACCAAAUAUAUUUAGAAGGGGAGAGAAUGUGGCAAAUUUUUGCUUUUCCCCCGACUCUGCGAGACUGUUUGUGCUCGGCACUCGAAACGGCUAUGUUGACUCCUUUGAGUUGAUAUACUUUUUACCAAAUAUAUUUAGAAGGGGAGAGAAUGUGGCAAAUUUCUGCUUUUCCCCCGACUCUGCGAGACUGUUUGUGCUCGGCACUCGAAACGGCUACUUCUUAACAGAAGCGAAUGAGCUCGAUUCCUCUUUAACGCAAAACAGCGACAACAACAAAGGCGACGGGAAAGCAGACUGGAAGAACAACAGAAAACCACAAAGGCAAAGACGGAAUGUCCGCUCGAUCCCGGCUCGCCAGCUUUCGCGAGAAGACGGUUCGAUCGUGCACUGCAAGUGGGUGGAGGACGAGGGGACGGCGUACGUGUUGUGUAUGACGCCUUCGAGUUUGUACAAGUUGUCGCUGGGGGAUGUAUCGGUGUCUAUGGACGUUGAAAACAGACAGAAGAAGAAGCAAAGCGGAGAAAUCAGGCUUCUGAAUCUGAGCAGCGACUCAGAAGAGGAUAGAGACUGUCAGGACAACGGCUGCUCACCGGGAACGCGGUCGUUUCCCCGUCAACUGAAGAGGCUGAGGGGUCCGCGGCCCAUCGUGAUUUCGGCAGCUCCGGUGUAUGCGGCGCCUUUCUGUGUGCCUCGUGUGCUUCCUGCUUCUCUAUCUCGGCUUGAGAAUCAGGAGGAUUCGAGCUCCCCCUGGGGCUCUCAAGCCUCUCUCCCCUGCGGCGCCACCCCAGGCGGCACCGACAGCACUCGUUCCACCGCUACAACGCCAGGCGAUUCGCCAGUCAGUUACCAGAGAGGAGGCGACAGGGAUGCCCCCGCAGAGGGCAGCAGCAGAAAGCGAAUAUUUAAUAGUAUCGCCCAUACAGCGCGGCUGCUUCUUCAGAGCGACAACAAAGGCUUCGUUGGCUUUGCACUCGAGAAGUGCGAUGCACCCACAGCAACCCAAAUGCUCCCAUGCUCAAGCGAGCCGUGCAAUCGCGCCCUAAUUUUGCUGGAGGUGUUGAACACCGGCACACAAAACAAUUCUUCUUCGCUUCCUCCUUUCAACAGGAAACGCUAUGGCACAUAA
Molecule: messenger RNA, 3075 nt
Organism: Eimeria mitis
Lineage: Eukaryota; Apicomplexa; Conoidasida; Eucoccidiorida; Eimeriidae
Product: Similar to uniprot|Q06679 Saccharomyces cerevisiae YDR324c, related
Exons: 13
Coding region: 1-3075 (1024 amino acids)
Biological process (GO): maturation of SSU-rRNA from tricistronic rRNA transcript (SSU-rRNA, 5.8S rRNA, LSU-rRNA)
Cellular component (GO): t-UTP complex; 90S preribosome; small-subunit processome
Molecular function (GO): protein binding; RNA binding
Source: RefSeq, a predicted model, not a curated record